UUCGUAUUUUGGUCGUCGUCGACGUAAGACGUGAAAUUAUACAGCGUGAAAUUCGAAAAUUCUUAUUUAACGAAAUAAAAAAGGAUUUUUUGGACAAUUUUCAUCCGAAAUUGGGGAGUUAAUUAUUGGAAAACUCGAAAAAAUAUAAAAAUUUGACAAAUCAACCGCAAAAUUUCAAGGUGGUUUUUAAGUAAUAUUAACAAAAAAACAAAAUCAUGGCACAACAAGUACCUCCAACCUUCGACUGGGAGCAAGAGUCUCAAACGGAGAAAAUGGCAAGAAAAGCGAAGGAAUCUCCUUUCAUGAUUUUUGGUCUCGUUGGCUUAGCUACCGCUUUGGGCAUCGGCGCAUACAAAUACAAAAACAGAGGAACAAUGUCGACGAGCGUCUUCCUCAUGCAACUUCGUGUAGCUGCACAAGGAACCGUUGUUGCCUGUCUAACCGCUGGCAUUGGCUACCAAUUGGCAAAUGAAUAUUUUCUGAAGAGUUCCGACAAGAAAGAUUAAUUUUUUUUGCUUUAUAAAGUACAAAAAUUAUUUUUUUAAUUUUUUUUUCCUUAGAAAUUAAAAAAAAAUUAGGAAAAAUUAUAUUUUUGUAUAAAAAAAAUUUUUUUUGGUUAAUAAUCGGCAAGAAUUUUUGUUUAAAUUAAGUGCGUAAGUGUGAUAGACUGUAAAAAAAAUAAUUUUGAAAGAGAUAUAAUCAAUAAAUGAACAACUACUA
Messenger RNA from Culicoides brevitarsis, 720 nucleotides. RefSeq names its product HIG1 domain family member 1A, mitochondrial. Gene Ontology annotation, biological process: mitochondrial respirasome assembly. The coding region runs from base 216 to 506 and encodes 96 amino acids. NCBI's taxonomy places the organism in Eukaryota, Metazoa, Arthropoda, Insecta, Diptera, Ceratopogonidae. Gene Ontology annotation, cellular component: mitochondrion. The record is from RefSeq and is a predicted model, not a curated record. The transcript is spliced from 3 exons.